UUGAUUCAAAUUAUAUUGAUGAGUAUGAGAAUGAAGAAGUACUAAUUAAGCAUGAAUUGACACAUGAUAUAUGGAAAUUUGAGGAUUUAUUGAAUCUUUGUGAAAAAGAUCUCUAUCCUUUUGAUGAUAUUUUUAGUUUUAGAAAACACGUAUUCGAUAAUAGGAAUAUUAGAAGUCCUCAAAAAAGAAUUGGUUUACAUAGAAGAUUCUCAAAAUACGAAGAUUAUACACAUAGUUACAUGAUUCAAUUAUUAGAUCGAUACCAAUCAGGAAAAGUUAACUAUCAUAUUUCUUGGCUUGAACCUGAUAAACCAGGUGAUCUUUUGGAUUUUAUCAAUGGAAGAUUCAAUAUGAAAUUUGUAGAAGGUUUAGAUUUAGAAAAAGCAAAAACAUAUAUUUAUAAUGAUGAUUUUGAGAAUUUAUAUGAAAAUGAUGAUAUUGUUUACUUGAAAUGCGAAAUUGAUAUAAAUAUUGUAUUGGGUGGUGUGAUUGGCGAUGUUGAUUUAGACAAUCAAAAUUUUAGU
Molecule: messenger RNA, 524 nt
Organism: Dentiscutata erythropus
Lineage: Eukaryota; Fungi; Glomeromycota; Glomeromycetes; Diversisporales; Gigasporaceae
Source: the annotation of a GenBank genome assembly